AUGACCUCAGUGGUUAAUGAGAAGGAUGAAGCCAUUUUCCGUUCUGCGGAAAUGUCUUUAUUUCAAUUAUUUAUUCCAGCUGAAAAUGCUAGAGAAACUGCUUAUCAAUUAGGAGCUAGCAAACUGGUACAAUUCCGUGAUUUGAAUCGUAAAAUUCGUACGUUUCAACGUCAUUUUGUCGAUGAAAUCAGAAAAUUAGAUAAUACUCAAAGACAAUACAAUUAUUUUGCUAAAUUAUUAGAAAAGUAUAACAUUCCAAUUUCUAAUACUAGCUACUACUUGAAUGAUGAAGAUGAUGAGGAAAGUUCCGAGGGAGGUAGAUUAAGAUUGAUUAAGAAUUUAAGAAUUCCUACUACCGGAGAAAUUGAUGAAUAUUCUAACAACGCUACAUUGUUGGAGCAAAGAUUGACCGAGAUGGUUGAUGCCUUAAACAGUUUAGAGUCUUCUAAAGUUGAUUUGGAACAAUUUAGACAUGUUUUGAAUGCUGGUGAUAUAUUCUUUGAUGGGAACAACAGGAAAAAGGCUAGAACUACAAGCAUUGUUAGCCAGCCUGAUUCUAUUAUCAUGGAUGGAAAUAAUGUAUCAGAAAAUGCUAAUAUUAGUUUUGUUACCGGGUUGAUACCAAGAGAUAAAAUUGGUACCUUGGAACAAAUCUUGUGGAGAGUAUUGAGAGGUAAUUUGUUUUUCUAUCAUUUAGAAAUUGAAACUCCAAUCUAUGAUAGUAAAUUAAAUAAAGAAGUUGCUAAAAACUGUUUUAUUGUUUUUUCUCAUGGUGAUUUAAUCAUCAAUAGAAUCAAGAAGAUUUCUGAAUCCUUAGAUGCUCAGUUAUACGAUAUUUCUUCAGACUCUGUUUCCCGUACAAAACAAUUACAUAACUGCAAUGUUAGAUUACAAGAUUUGUACACUGUGUUAGAAACCACCAGGACCACCUUGGAAAGUGAGUUGUAUGCUAUUGGUAAAGAGUUGAAUUCUUGGGCAUUUGAUGUUUCUAGAGAUAAACAAGUUUAUAGUAUUAUGAACUUGUGGGAAUAUGAUUCUGCCAAUAGAAAAACGUUGACUGCAGAAGGAUGGAUUCCAACUGAUGAGUUGAACUAUUUGCAAGCAGUGUUAAACGGUGGUGAUGAAGGUGGGGCCACUUUUGGAUCUGCUAAUAGCGGUAUCAGUGAAAGUAGUAGUAACAACAAUGAUAUACCACCUUGUAUUAUCAAUGUUGUAUCGACUACCAGAACACCACCAACGUUUCACAGAACCAAUAAGUUUACACAAGGGUUCCAAGACAUUUGUGAUUGUUAUGGUAUUGCUCAAUACAGAGAAAUCAAUGCUGGUUUGCCCACUAUUGUUACGUUUCCGUUUAUGUUUGCUAUCAUGUUUGGUGAUAUGGGACAUGGGCUUUUGAUGUUCUUAGCAGCUUCUGUGCUUGUUUUGAAUGAAAAAAAAAUUGGUAGAAUGAAGAGGGAUGAAAUUUUUGAUAUGGCGUAUAGCGGAAGAUACAUUUUGUUGAUGAUGGGGUUAUUCUCCAUUUAUACUGGGUUUUUGUAUAAUGAUAUGUUUUCUAAGUCUUUGACUUUGUUUAAGAGUGGUUGGAAAUGGCCUUCUGAUUUUAAACUUGGAGAGACCAUAAUGGCUAAGCAAGUUGGGGUGUACUCCUUUGGUUUAGAUUAUGCUUGGCACGGCACUGAAAACGGAUUGUUAUUUUCCAAUUCUUACAAGAUGAAAUUGUCCAUUUUGAUGGGGUUUAUUCAUAUGAGUUACUCCUAUAUGUUUUCUUUGGCCAAUCAUUUGUUUUUCGGUUCUGUUAUUGACAUUAUUGGUAAUUUUAUUCCGGGACUGAUUUUUAUGCAAGGUAUUUUUGGUUACUUGAGUGUUUGUAUUGUUUACAAGUGGGCCAAGGAUUGGAUUAAAGACAGUAAGCCGGCACCAGGUUUAUUAAAUAUGUUAAUUAACAUGUUUUUAAGUCCUGGGGUUAUUGAUGAUGAGUUAUAUCCACAUCAAGCUAAAGUACAAGUUGUUUUGUUGUUGUUGGCGUUAAUUUGUAUUCCAUGGUUAUUAUUAGUCAAACCAUUACAUUUCAAGUUUACGCACGGGAACAAGAAGCAUGAAUUGUUACCACAAUCUGAGACUGCAGAUGUUGAGAAUCAACACGUUGCCGUAGUUCAUGGGGAAGAUAGUAAUGAUGACAACGAAGAAAUUGACGACGACGAUGACGAUGAAACUCCUCAUGAAGAAAACUUUGGCGAUUUAAUGAUUCAUCAAGUUAUUCAUACCAUUGAAUUCUGUUUGAAUUGUGUUUCUCAUACUGCAUCAUACUUGAGAUUGUGGGCUUUAUCCUUAGCACAUGCCCAAUUAAGUGAAGUUUUAUGGACUAUGACAAUCCAAAUAGCCUUUAACAUGUCAGGCGUUAUUGGUGUUAUUAUGACAGUUUGUUUAUUUGCAUUAUGGUUUGUUUUGACCUGUGCUGUUUUGGUUGUUAUGGAAGGUACAUCAGCAAUGUUACAUUCUUUACGUUUACAUUGGGUUGAAUCUAUGUCUAAGUUUUUUGUUGGUGAGGGUAUUCUAUAUGAACCAUUUAAAUUUGAAUUUCAAGAAUUACUUUGA
Molecule: messenger RNA, 2595 nt
Organism: Saccharomycodes ludwigii
Lineage: Eukaryota; Fungi; Ascomycota; Saccharomycetes; Saccharomycodales; Saccharomycodaceae
Gene: VPH1
Product: H(+)-transporting V0 sector ATPase subunit a
Exons: 1
Coding region: 1-2595 (864 amino acids)
Biological process (GO): vacuolar acidification; proton transmembrane transport
Cellular component (GO): vacuolar proton-transporting V-type ATPase, V0 domain; vacuolar proton-transporting V-type ATPase complex; fungal-type vacuole membrane
Molecular function (GO): proton-transporting ATPase activity, rotational mechanism; ATPase binding
Source: RefSeq, a predicted model, not a curated record